AUGAUUUCCGAAUAACUCAAAUCAGGACCAUCUACUAAAUAACUUAACAGUGAUGAUACUCUCAGAGUCGGAGAAUGCACCGCCCAUAAAAGACAACUGGAAGCCUUCUGCACCUCAUGUCACGUUCUUAUUUGUCCGACUUGUUUGAUGUUUGGAGAUCAUAAAGGACAUCUAGUUGAUUAGAUGGAUAAAGCCACCAAAGACAUCAGAUCAUCCAUGGAUCAAGCAGCAAAAGAUGGUAAUUCGACUCCCUUCUAAGUAGGAAUCUUGAGAUUGGAAAAAACAGAAACUGUUCUCGUCGACAUUAGACAUACAAAAUUAACCUUCGAGGAAUCAAAACAAAAAGUACUCAAAGAAGUUGAAUAAACCUUUGCCACCAUUUUCAAAUUGAUUAAGCAAAGAAAAGAUGAAGUUGUCAAUCUCAUUAAUCAACAUUACGAAAUCCAAGUGAAUAACAUUGACACCUAAGAAUAAAUCUGGAUGGAUAAAUAAUCCAGAGCAUAUGAUGUUAUCAAAUUAGCCAAAUCUACCAAUGAUUAUCAAUUAUUGGAAAAGGCAACAUACAUUCUAGAAAGUCUUGAAAUUCUAAGACAAACUCCAACUUAUAAAAAUGUGUACAUCGUCAACUCCAUUGAUACGACAUUUAAUUUAAAUAACAUUUCCUUGAAUUUAUCCGAGUUCUAGAAAGGACUGCAGAAUUGGAUCAAAUUGGGUGACUCAGUGCUAAUACAAUUUAAAUGUUGAAUAAUUGCAAUUCCAUUUCAUUAUAAUAUACACAUUUCUAAGUUA
Messenger RNA from Paramecium tetraurelia, 789 nucleotides. RefSeq lists its product as uncharacterized. NCBI's taxonomy places the organism in Eukaryota, Ciliophora, Oligohymenophorea, Peniculida, Parameciidae. The transcript is spliced from 3 exons. The record is from RefSeq and is a predicted model, not a curated record. Gene Ontology annotation, cellular component: nucleoplasm; chromatin. Gene Ontology annotation, biological process: positive regulation of DNA-templated transcription. Gene Ontology annotation, molecular function: ubiquitin-protein transferase activity; zinc ion binding.